AUGCCAUCUUUCGGCAGGCUCCAAGCUGCGCUAGCUUCUGCGACAAAUGAGUUGACGAUUGCAGCAGCCAACAUCAAUUUCGAUUUCACGUUGGUCAAGUGCGAAGCGCCCAAAGAGUUCGAGCCCCUUGGGAGUGCUCUAUCCCAAACACGGAAAGAAAAUGCGGAGGGUGGGACAGCGCAUAUAACGGCUCGAAGACUUGGUGUUUUGUUCGAGGGUAUACUCCCACUCACACCUGCCCUUGUCAGAUCAUACGGUACCCGGGUCUCUGAGAUCGCUCAAGCCGCUCGAAAGGAAGGCUCACCGAAAAUAGAAGAGAGCCUUUUUGCGGCUCAUAUUGGUGCAGAUGGCACCUCUAUCUGCGCUGCGGCGACAUCUUCCCCAACUGCUUUGCAUGUCCAGCUUCUGGGAUUUGUACUGCCUCUCCAGUUCUCGGAUCCACUUGUCAAGUCUGGUGGUUUCCUGACUUUGGGACUCGUCCGUCCACACGACGAUGACACUCAUGGCGUUUCCUGGUCCUCGUCGCUGGCCCAUUGGAACUUAUAUGGACGCCCGGUCCCCAGGAAGGCCAGGUUUGACUCCAAUGCUCGCAAGAUUUCAUUUGACCAAUUCACGCAUGUGGUAUACGGUGCUCUCUUAGCCCACUGGAAUCUCGCAGGUACAUUGGCAGAGCACCCUUCACGUGUUUUUAUUGCAAUGAGAAAGACGAUAGAGAGACAGGUCUCCCAUCUGGCCUUUACUAAUGCCGAGUUACGUUGCCAAGAAGAGUUACGAGAUCCUUCCUCCACUCUAUAUAUCCUUUCGAAGUCAGCAGCCUCUCACCUAGACGCGCAAUCUUUCCCAGGUGAUAGUAUCCACAAGCUAUUAUCUCUUGGUGGUAGACAUGCGUCCAAGUUCAUACCAGACACAGGUUUCAGACCAUUCCUUGGACUUGGUUAUGUCGGAGAGCUUGUAAGUAAGCUCAAAGGCCCAAUCGAGAAAGUGGCUUUGCUUCGUCGGAUCGCUGCCACCAGUCGUUAUGAUCCUGAUGCAUACAUUAUUAGGUACUACGGUGAGGAUCACUCACUGGUGCCCUCAGAUAAAUUUCUACAGACACGAUAUUGCGGGUUCGCCAGCGCACAACCCCGCCGCAACGCAGAUGGCCUCACAUCAACGCAUGGCCAAUGGGUCCCUAGAUCAUUUAUCGAUCAAUACCAAUACCCAGGAGAGGUGGUCACUGAAAUGUCGCCCUCAGACUCAUUGGACCUGGCUUCGCCCUUCUCGCGGGUCAAGUUCAGAAUGCAACCCCGAACCAUCUUUAGCACCUGGCACAUCGCCCGCCAACCCCUAGCAAGUACCCAGAACACUCGCUAG
This is a messenger RNA of Fusarium poae, 1353 nucleotides long. RefSeq lists its product as uncharacterized. The transcript is spliced from 2 exons. Lineage: Eukaryota; Fungi; Ascomycota; Sordariomycetes; Hypocreales; Nectriaceae. Bases 1 to 1353 code for a protein of 450 amino acids. The record is from RefSeq and is a predicted model, not a curated record.